AUGUCGAACGUCCAACAUCGAACUUACGAUCCAGUAUCUCCUAUAGAACCUGAUCCUAAGCGGUCACUGCCGCAGCGAGCCCUCACAAACGACAAGGUCAAAAACAGUCAAGUCACUGUCCGUCCGAGGACGUCGUCAAGUUCUUCGUCCGGACUUUCGAUCAAGACGCCUAGGACAGCACGCUUUGCGGAAGCAACAUCUGUCAACUCACCCAUCGGUCCUAGCACAGCUGGGCCGUCACCUUUCGCCAAUCCUCCACCUACGACUCGCCACCUCAUGCCUCAACUACAGCCCUCCGACGUGGGCUUCGGCUACAUGGCCGACAAUCAGGCUUCUAAACACUCAUCUUAUGCGGGUGUGGAAGUUCCGCUGACCCCAAACUCACCCUUGAAGAGUGCCUUGAAGCCCCCUGGGACCCCUGGACGACUUGCGAAUCCACUCAGCCCAACUUUCCAUGAGGAGCAGAUCUUGGAGAAACACGAAGACCAUACAGAGAAGGAAAAUGCAAAGGACUUGAAAGUCAAAACCCGGGUCCGAAUGGCCAAGAUGUGUCUUCGAGUAACAAAUUUCAGUUGCAGUCUCAUCGUCUUAUCUAUGCUCUCAACUACUUUUACAAUAUUCAAUACCACCAAAUCGCUGCCUUUGAGGAGCAACCUCCCUGCUUGGGCUCCCAACCAGAAGACAUGGCCGCAAAUCACCCUGCUCAGCAUCUCGUGCGUAUCGCUGGCGUUCUCUCUCGGCAUCUUCUAUGCAUACUGGCGAGGUGGUCACAAGCGAGCGCAGAAAGCCGCAAUCUAUUAUACCGUCUUCUCUAUAGCUUUCUUCACAUUCAGUAUAGUCAUGUGGGCUAUCGGCGCUGCAAUAUUGAAUCAAAGCAGGAAGAGCGGGGGUGGCAAGGAUAUGUGGGGAUGGUCUUGCAAGGAUGGCAAGCGUAAGGAUUUGUUUCAGCAAGACGUCGACUAUGCUUUGAUAUGCAGACUUCAGAACUGGUCGCUGCUUUGCGCUUUUAUCGAGAUCAUUGUCGAAGUUCUCACCAUCAGCAUUUACGCCAUCGUCUUUUAUCGCUUUCACUCCAAGCGCAGGCUCGCCAAAUCAAUGGAUUUGCGUGACAAAGCUCGCUCUGAUCUUUAUCUUGCUCAACUCAGGAGUCAAUCUGCGCCCAACACCCCUGGCUUCCAGAAGACUCCCAUGACUUCCACGUUUCCGGCGCACAUUCAUGAUGAUCCGAUCGAUGCGGCGGAGAAUGGUGAACAUUACAACGAAUCCACCCAAUUCGCUUCGAAACACCAGUCAUUUUCCCAACCGAAGCCAUUCAAUCUACAGCCGCCCCCAAUCAAGGUUCACUCUGCCACUCCUGCUCUGUCCCAGGAUGGGUUUGAGCCAGCGCCACAGGUCCAGGAGCAUGUCCCGGCAGCGCCAGGCGAGCAAACAUACGAUGCAGUGCCCAUACCAGGAGCGUAUGCGAGCCCGCUUCAAAGUCCAGGCUACCAACCACAGAGCAUGAAUUUUGGCAGCGAACCGGGGCAGGCUUACACGACGGAGGGUCGGGUAAGCCUGGAAAGCCCACCUACCAGUCCUCGGUUGCGGCACAGUACUUUACGAUAG
Messenger RNA from Letharia columbiana, 1605 nucleotides. RefSeq lists its product as uncharacterized. NCBI's taxonomy places the organism in Eukaryota, Fungi, Ascomycota, Lecanoromycetes, Lecanorales, Parmeliaceae. The transcript has 3 exons. The record is from RefSeq and is a predicted model, not a curated record. Bases 1 to 1605 code for a protein of 534 amino acids.